This is a messenger RNA of Bacillus rossius redtenbacheri, 848 nucleotides long. RefSeq lists its product as uncharacterized. The record is from RefSeq and is a predicted model, not a curated record. Lineage: Eukaryota; Metazoa; Arthropoda; Insecta; Phasmatodea; Bacillidae. The transcript has 5 exons. The coding region runs from base 14 to 727 and encodes 237 amino acids.
UGGCGGUUCGAGGAUGGGGUCCCGCCUCUCUCGGAACCACUCGGUCAUGGCGUCUAACGAAACAGGGACCGCGAUGAUCCGCCUCGCGCUGCUGCUGAUGCUGGGGGCCGCCGCGGUGACGGCCCAGCGCCGCCUCGCCCUGCCCGACCCCAGGAGCUGCGCCAACAGGGUGCGCCACGCGACAUACCGCGACGCCCGCGGCGUGGCGCACGCCUACUUCUUCAGCUGGGAGCACGCGCCGACGCGCAGCCUCGAGGUGGACUGGCUGGACGCGCGCAACAUCUGCCGGCGCCACUGCAUGGACGCCGUGUCGCUGGAGACGCCGCAGGAGAACGAGUUCAUCAAGCAGAGGAUCUCUCGGGGCAACGUGCGCUACAUCUGGACGUCGGGCCGCAAGUGCAACUUCCAGGGCUGCGACCGGCCCGACCUGCAGCCCGCCAACGUGAACGGCUGGUUCUGGUCCGGCUCGGGCGCCAAGAUCGGCCCCACGAGCCAGCGCAACUCGGGCGACUGGAGCAGCACCGGCGGCUUCGGCCAGGCGCAGCCCGACAACCGCGAGGCCCCUCAGGGCAACGACGAGUCGUGCCUGUCCAUCCUCAACAACUUCUACAAUGACGGCGUGAAGUGGCACGACGUGGCCUGCCACCACGUGAAGCCCUUCGUGUGCGAGGACAGCGACGAGCUGCUCAACUUCGUGCGCUCCCGCAACCCCAACGUCCGCCUCUAGACCCACCCUCUCCCCCCCACAACCCACCCCCUUCUGUGAAUACAACCCCCCGUGCAACGUAGCUCCAGGGGCAGCUUUUGUACCUAAUUAUUUAAUUAAAUAAACAUAUUUUCUUAUUUAA